AUGACGGCGGAGGACGAGCGGAUGGACGCCGAGGCCCAGGCCGUGGAUCUGUACGACAAGAAAGAUGAGGCGUACUUUUCAUACUACUCGCAGCUGACGCACCAAGCACAGAUGCUUCAGGACGCUGUGCGUACGUCGGCCUACCAAAAUGCCAUCCUGGCCCACGGCCCGGCAUGCUUCCAGGGCAAAACGGCGAUGGACGUCGGUGCCGGAAACGGAAUCUUGUCUCUCUUUUCGAUCCAGGCGGGCGCCGCGCUCGUGUACGCCGUCGAGGCGUCGGACGUCAUCGGGUGUCUUCACCGCCUGGUCGCCGCGUCGUCGGGGGAGGACGAGAAUGCGCCGAACGCGUGGAUGCGCGACCGGCUCGGCGUGGUGCACUCGCGCGUCGAGGACGUCACGCCCCAGGUGCUCGAAAAGGCGACGCCCCGCGGCUUGCUGCCGGCCGACACGGAGCAGGUGGACACGAUCGUGUCCGAGUGCCUCGGUGUGCUCUUGGUGCACGAGCGGAUGUGCGAGUCGUUCUUGGAGGCGCGCGACAAGUUUCUGCGCCCCGGCGGCGCGCUCUUUCCCCGCACCGGCACGCUGUGCUUCUCGCUGCUGAACGACGCGCGCCUCUGGCAGGAGGUGCGUGCGCGUGCGGACUGGUGGAACACGACCAACUUUUACGGCGUGGACCUCACGCCGUUUUUGGGCGCGUCGCGGACCGAGGCCUUCCAGAGCCCGGUCGUGGGCUGCUUCUCGCCGACGCACGUCGUUGGGGCGCAGACCGACCUGAGCACCGCUGCGAUCCUGUGCCCCGACGAGGCGGUGUGCAAGUACCUCGUCGACUUUGGCACCGUGUCGAGUGCGGAUCUGCGCACGUUUGACGUGCCGAUCGCCUUUGACUGCGUCGACGAGCCGACCGUCGUGCACGGACUCGGGGCGUGGUUCGACCUGUCUUUCCUGCAGCCCGGCGAAGUCGAGGAGGACGACCUGCAGCCCCGAAACGCCAUGACUACCAGCCCCUUUGCGCCGCCGACACACUGGGCGCAGGUCCGUAUGCUCUUCCACGAGCCGCUGGCCUUGAAUACGGGCCAGCGCGUGCUCGGCACGCUGCAUUUCGAGGCGAACGAGAGCCGCUCCUACGACAUCCACGCCGACCUCUAUGUGCCGCUGCCGGACGGUAUCGGCGGCAACACUCCCCUCUUUCGUCGCACGGCCCUCUGGAAGCUCGACAAGCAGACCUAUUCCUGGGAGACGCCGGGCGCCUAA
Malassezia japonica is the source of this 1251-nucleotide messenger RNA. RefSeq names its product type I protein arginine methyltransferase. Gene Ontology annotation, molecular function: protein-arginine N-methyltransferase activity. The coding region runs from base 1 to 1251 and encodes 416 amino acids. The record is from RefSeq and is a predicted model, not a curated record. NCBI's taxonomy places the organism in Eukaryota, Fungi, Basidiomycota, Malasseziomycetes, Malasseziales, Malasseziaceae. Gene Ontology annotation, biological process: peptidyl-arginine methylation. The transcript has 5 exons.